Molecule: messenger RNA, 510 nt
Organism: Pelobates cultripes (western spadefoot toad)
Lineage: Eukaryota; Metazoa; Chordata; Amphibia; Anura; Pelobatidae
Source: the annotation of a GenBank genome assembly
AUGGGGAAGCACUCGAAGUCGGAGGGCACCCCUAAACCCACAGGUGCACUCCAGCCCGCGAUCAAUGCCUCUAUGAGGCAAUACCUAACCACCCAACCGGACCCGGACUCCCAGGCUCCUUCUGAGGCCUACCUCUAUUCUGAUGCCUCAACGCCGAGCCAGGGCUCACCGGGCAGAGAGGAACACAUGGAGCCCUCUGAGCCACCACCAGAAGAUUGGAUGACCCUGCUGAGGGCCCUACCAACAAAGGCAGACCUCAAUCAGGUGACCUCAGCUUUGCACGCUUCCAUCAGGGCAGAUCUGCAAAUGAUGAGAGCAGACCUGCAGGGCAUGGCGGACCGCAUGGCCCGCGUGGAAGCAGACCACAACACUCUUACAGCAGCCCAGACUGCAGCUGCAUCCACACAGAAACGCCAAACAGCACAGCUACAAGCCAUGGCACGCCAUACUGAAGAUCUUGACAACACGGGCCGCAGGCAGAACCUGAGAAUCGGGCCUACCCGAAGGUAA